GCAAAGAAGUGGGAAAUAGCCACUGUUGCUCAACGGCUCGUAACUACAAUGGGUCCAAAAUUGUGUUCUUUAAUUCAUUUGGCAAUCUUUGCCUGGUAUAUAUUUACGCUUAGGGUUAACUGCUCUUUAGAAAUUUCAGAACGCCAUCCUGGAGCCCGUUUAUACGGAGGUCGAUGGAAAUACUUGACUUUUAUCAAUCUCGUUCUACAGACCGUCUUCUUUGGAUUCUGUUUUUUGACCGACGUGAUCCAAAUGCUACUAGCUCCUAAAAGGGUUCCCUUGCGCCUUGUCAAAAUACGGGACGCUGUCUUCACCAUCCUGGUGUUUCCAGUUGGGAUGUUUGUGGUCAUGUCCUUCUGGUCACUCUAUGUUUUUGAUCGUGAGCUGGUAUAUCCCAAAUUUUUUGAUGACAUUAUUCCCACCUGGCUCAACCAUGCAUUACACACAGUGAUCUUCCCUCUGCUCCUGAUCCAGCUCUGCUUGCAGCAUCACCAGUACCACAGCAGAGCCAAAGGCAUCCUUGGCCUGGCCCUAUUUGCUAUGCUUUAUCUGUCCUGGGUACUGUGGGUACAUCAUGCCUCGGGGAUCUGGGUGUACCCCAUUAUGGCUAAACUCAGCCCUGGCGGACUGGUGCUGUUCUUCACUGGUGCAGGGCUGACCAUGGCCCCGCUCUACCUGCUGGGAGAGAGGCUCAGCACUGCACUCUGGGAAACCGCGGGCACAGAAAAGAAAAAGAAAUAGGAGUCCCUGAAAUAAAUCACUUGUGGACCAGAGGGGCAUGAUCAGGAAGCACUGUAUGCAAGCCUCCAGGACACCUUUACCCAAUGAGGGAUAAUCGUUUAUCAUGAGUCCAGCUGCUUUUCAGUUCAAAGUUUCAAUCCUUAAUUUCAUUCAUAUAAAAAAUGCUAUAAUUGAUACACUAUAUGGCCACAAGUAUGUGGACUCCCAUACUGCUUCAACCACACCCAUUGCUAACAGGUGCAUAAGCACAUAGCCAUGAAAUCUACAUAUACAAACAUUGGCAGUAGAAUGGGUCGUACUGAAGUCAGUUCAUCAGCAGCGCAAACAUGUUCUCUGGAGUGAUGAAUCAUAGAGGUAACUAUCUGCCAGAUCACGCGUCACUCUCUGCCAGAUCUGCCAGUCUGAUGGACUCUGGGUUUGGCAGAUGCCAGAACGCUACCUGCCGGAAUGCAGAGUGCCUACUGUAGAGUUUAGUGGAGGAGGGGUAAUGGUCUGGGGCUGUUUUUCAGGGUUUGGGCUAGGGCCCUAAGUUACAGCGAGGGGUAAUCUUAAUGCUACAGGGUACAAAGACAUUUUAGACAAUUGGGUGCUUCUAACUUUGUGGCAACAGAUUGGGGAAAGCACCUUUCCUGUUCCAGCAUGACUGUGCCCCUGUGCACAAAGUGUGGUCCAUAAAGACAAGGUUUUGACGAGUUUGGUGUGGAGGAACUCGAGUGGCCUGCACAGAGCCCUGACCUCAACCCCAAAAUCUUGUGGAAAGCCUUCCCUGAAGAGUAGCAGCUGUUAUAGCCAAAAAGGGGGUAACUCCAUAUUAAUGCCCAUGGUUUUGGAAUGGGAUCUCCUACAAGCUCAUAGGUGUGAUGGCCAGGUGUCCACAUACCUUUGGCCAUAUAGUGUACCUUUUCAGAAUGGCAUUUUUGUAGCAUGAACAAUUCAAUAUGUUUGCAUUCCAUAAUUGCUCCUCUAUUUGCUAUUGUCCACUGGUGGCGUUGGGUGUGAAAUUCACACCAAAUAUUUACAUGAUCAUUUAAUGUGAUCAGGCAAGGAAUUUGCAUGCCAAAUGUGAGAAACCAUGUGGCUAAUCUUUAAUCCAAUGUGCCCGUAGUGUGUUCUAAUGUGUUCUUUAAAAUGGAACUCUGGUAUUUGGAACUUCUGUGAACAUCAGUCCGCUGUCACCAAAUACGCAAAAACUGGAAAAAUGAAGGAUUGACACUUUGAAUAAAAUAAUAUAGGAAUCUAUUUUUUGUGUUUGUUAAUGAACGGACCAUUUUGUGUAGAAUUAAUAUUUUAUAUGUCAAAUAAAACAUUGAGAAAUGUU
Conger conger (European conger) is the source of this 2059-nucleotide messenger RNA. It is a transcript of the gene adtrp1, whose product is annotated as androgen dependent TFPI regulating protein 1. NCBI's taxonomy places the organism in Eukaryota, Metazoa, Chordata, Actinopteri, Anguilliformes, Congridae. Gene Ontology annotation, cellular component: endomembrane system; membrane. The transcript is spliced from 6 exons. The coding region runs from base 49 to 741 and encodes 230 amino acids. The record is from RefSeq and is a predicted model, not a curated record.